Messenger RNA from Meloidogyne enterolobii, 538 nucleotides. The record is from the annotation of a GenBank genome assembly. NCBI's taxonomy places the organism in Eukaryota, Metazoa, Nematoda, Chromadorea, Rhabditida, Meloidogynidae.
UUGCAUGUUUAUACGGAUGAUAUCUGGCCGUCCGCGGAUUUCAGUUUUACGAUUCUGUACUUCUAUGUUCCUAAUACGGAUGUGUCGUGUUGAGAAAAAUGGGGUUUCAAAAUUUUCUUUUGAUGGGUUUUUUUUCGAAAAUAGAUCGGCUUUCUUGUCUAUUCGCCUUUCCAUGAUUCCUGCCGAAACUCUUGUAUCAAUUUACAUACGAGUUCUUUUAUCAAUAUACGAUUCUAUGUUGAUAAAUUUUAUUUGCUUUUACAUAUUCCUCUUUCCUUACCAUUAUUUGCCUUUGGACAUUAUGAAAGGAGAUAGAAAGGAGAAGUUUUGUCUCCAAAUUUUCGGAAUUUGUCUCCAGCGGUCAUCGGCUCUAGUAAAACAAAACUCUAGUAAAACAAACGCAACUCUAGUAAAACAAAUUUUUUUAAAAAGUUUUCUCUAUUCUUUUAUUUUCUUUUCUUUCUAUGUAGCACAAUUUGUAUUUAGUUUUUAUUUCUAUGAAUUUUUAAUCGAUCCUUAUUUAAACAUUAUUCUCUGA